Molecule: messenger RNA, 2547 nt
Organism: Protopterus annectens (West African lungfish)
Lineage: Eukaryota; Metazoa; Chordata; Ceratodontiformes; Protopteridae
Gene: PIGX
Product: phosphatidylinositol glycan anchor biosynthesis class X
Exons: 2
Coding region: 168-2117 (649 amino acids)
Biological process (GO): GPI anchor biosynthetic process
Cellular component (GO): endoplasmic reticulum membrane
Source: RefSeq, a predicted model, not a curated record
GCAGUGGCAGACAGCUUGCUACUUUUCUUUUGAGAACUCAGAACUUGGCACAUUGUACUGUCAAUUCCUGGUUGCUACAGUAGCAGGCACCAAGCUGAACGAAGAAGUGCCUUCUGAAAGGGACAACUUCAAGAAGCAGAGAACACAAGGACACUGUACAAGACACAAUGGCUGCUUUUGGGAAAAGAGGACUGGAUGCAAGAGGGACUGAAAGUGCCACUAUAUCACUGGCUCCUGCAAAGAAAACUAAAGGCUUCUGCAGUAGUGGUAAGGCUCUGGAGCAAAACUACAAGUGGGUGCGUUCUGUGACUAAUGCGGAUGCAUUGGCAAAGUGCGUUUUCUGCAAAAUAACCUUCCCCAUCAAGGGGGCUGAGGAAAAGGCCCUGAAGCGUCACCAAAUGUCUGAGCGGCAUCAGCAAAGCCUGCAAUUACAGGAGCAGAACUCCUUCAUACCAGAAUGUGCCCAGACACAUUCCCCAUCUAGACAGUCUUUCAAAGUUACUGCAGCAGAGGUUACAUCAGUGUACCAUGGGAUGAAACAUAAUCACUCUCGCAUGUCUUUGGACUGUGAUAGUAGACUGGCACAGGUAAUGUCCUCUGAUUUGGCAAUCGCAACAAAAGUGCGUUGUGGGGCAAAGGCUGACAACAUUAUGAUGAAUGUACUUGCACCUUAUUCAGAAGAGCUCUUUCUGCAGGAUCUAGGAUCUUCAUACUUUUCCAUUUCAUCUGAUGCUUCCAAUAAAGGAAAUAAAAAAAUGUUCCCGUUGGUACUUCAGUACUUCCACCGCAGUGAUGGCAUCCAACAGAAGCUCCUUGACAUUUACGAAGAUCACAAUGAGUCUGCUGAAUCUGUAGUUACAAAAAUCAAAGAUAUACUAUUACAGAAAGGACUGCAGUUGCAGCAGGUGUCCAGUUAUAGUGCAGAUAAUGCUUCUUUCACUUAUUGGAAACAUCACUCCAUUUCUAAACAUCUCCAGACUGAGAUGCCGCACAUAAUCCCUGUUAACAACUUGUGCCACGUGUUGCAUAACUGUGGUAAAGAUGCCAACAAGACCCUUGCAAAAUAUGAUGUUGAAAUGCUGGUCUUGAAGUUGCAUAGUGAAUUUUCAUCCUCUAAUGAAGAUGUGGCACAUCUGAAAGACGUGCUUGCUUUCCUGGAUCAGGACUGGAAAGAAAUUCUGCACAAUGUUUUUACCAGGUGGUUAACACUGCUGCCAACUGUUUCAAGACUGGUGGAAUGCUGGCCAGCCAUAAAAAGCUAUUUCAUUAGUCAGGGACCUGAGGAAUGCCACCCUUUAAUUUGGAAGUUUGUGGAGGAUGAGGAGGAUGGUUUCUCAGAGCAUAACAUUUCUGAGGCAGAAUGCUAUAUCCACUUGCAUUAUAUUCUCCCAAUCUUCCACGAGUCAUUAAUGAAACUGGAGAGCAGCACCAUCACUGCUCCAGAACUGUAUGCAGUGAUGCAGGGAGUCAGAGGUGAGCUGCAGAACAGGCUUGAUGAUCAGUAUUUUGGAGCCAAAGUAGCAUCUGCUUUAAGGCUCUUACCCCAGCACGUGGGGCAGCAGGUUUCUCAGGAUUUUACUGCAUUUUACAGCAGAGCCAUUUCAUACCUGCAAAGCUGGUUUGAUUUUAACAGUAGCCCUUUAAAAAGUAUGCAGGUUUUCAGUCUUCAGGAAACUGUAACCUGGGAUAAACUCUGCACAGCAACCGAGGCCUUAAAUUUGAAAGAUGUGGACAUGGAUGCACUGUAUUCAGACUACCUUGCUUUAAGAACUGCACUGCCCAUUUUGCUCAACAUGACAGAAGCAUCCGUUGCUGAUCGGUGGGUGAAUUUUUUCAGUAAUGCUGAAGAUUGCAGUACAUUGUAUAGAGUGGUACAGUUUGUGCUAUCUAUCCCAGCUACUAACAGCUAUGUUGAGCAAGUGUUUUCUCUAAUGGCAACUUCAUGGACAAACCAAAGGGAUGAAAUGGUUCUACCCCUGAUAAAAGCUGAACUCCAGGUUAAGCUAAAUUUUAACUUGAGUUGUGAACAGUUUCAUGCAUUUGUUAAAGAUAACCAGAAGUUUCUAGAGGUUGCAAAGUCCAGUGACAAAUACCCAUUCAAGCACAAAUACGUAUAAUUUUCUGUCACUGCACAACAGCUUCUGUUGGCGGUUUUCUGUAAUUUUGCUUGCAGUGUGCUGUUUGUGCCUUGUUUAAUUUUGGUAGUACCAUGAAAUGAUUUCAUACUGUCAGUAGUAGUAUUGUAUAUGCACAUUCUUGCAUAUAACCUUUUUUCCAAAUAAUGCGGGAUGCACCUGCAUUCAUCUCCUUGUACCUGUCAGAAGAGUUCACUGAUUUGCCAUGUCUUGCAAGUUAAGUGGCAAGCCAGGAAUAGUCUGAACAUGAGUCUACACAGUAGUAAGUGCUAUUUAAUAACCUACUAAUCAAUCAGUAGUGAACACUGGCACUUUGGUGCCAGUGCAACUGAUCCAGUCAAAAUCUGUAGCUGUGGUGUGUUUUACUACAGACCUGCUACUGAAAAAGUUGCAAGAUAUUAUGAGAACCUGG